Molecule: messenger RNA, 1788 nt
Organism: Fusarium keratoplasticum
Lineage: Eukaryota; Fungi; Ascomycota; Sordariomycetes; Hypocreales; Nectriaceae
Product: CENP-V/GFA domain-containing protein
Exons: 3
Coding region: 1-1788 (595 amino acids)
Biological process (GO): positive regulation of transcription from RNA polymerase II promoter by galactose; DNA-templated transcription
Cellular component (GO): nucleus
Molecular function (GO): RNA polymerase II cis-regulatory region sequence-specific DNA binding; DNA-binding transcription factor activity, RNA polymerase II-specific; zinc ion binding
Source: RefSeq, a predicted model, not a curated record
AUGACGGCUGUUGUUGACGAAGGGACCAACACUGGAGAGUUCUUUGGAAUCAGUAGUGCUGGUUCCUUCACAGCUCAAAUUAAAAAGGCUAUCGAUAUUCGUCUGGGGAAACCUGGGACAGGACCCUCCAAUAGUGUCCCAGCUACAUCGCGUUCGGUUCUAGGGGUCACAGGCGCCGGUGAUGCGCCAGCACCUGAGCUCUCUUACGUUCUGCCUCCACGUCGACAAGCAGAUCAUCUCAUGGAGCUUUACUGGUUCUAUGUAGAUCCUUUGUAUCCGUUCCUGGACCGAAAGCGUUGGACCAAUGCAUACAAUGCCAUCUUCGCCGGUACAGUAAUUGAUUUCAACGAACGCAUCUUCGUUGCUACCCUCAACAUCAUCUUUGCUCUUUCCACACAGCUACAUGAGUCUCAGUCUCUCGAGCAACGAGAACAGUCAAGCGAAACCUACUUCCGCCGAGCCCAAGAUUUGUUACCAAUGAGCCCCUGGGAGUCUGGAUCUCUUGAGCUUGUACAGUGUUUGUUGGUUACGAGCCAGUAUCUUCAGAGCACUUACAAUCCGCAUCAGACAUGGAUGGUUGUUGGCUCGGCAAUAAGAAUGGCUCAAGGCUUGGGACUUCACCUACCGGAAACAUCGGCAGAUCGAUCUGAUCCAGGGGAGCGAGAACUAUUGCGGCGGAUAUGGUAUGGGUGCAUUCUCAUGGAUAGGAUGGUGUCUGUAACCCAUGGACGGCCUGCCAUGAUCUCGAAACGUCCUGCAAUGGCCGUCCCGUUACCCAACACAUCACCACCUGUUGACCCGAGAGAUGUGACAUCGGGAAGAGACAUAGGGUACUACAGCUUCUUUGUCGAGUCAGUCAGACUCUAUGAGAUAAUUCACCAAACCAUGAUAGCGCUCUACGGAGGCUCUCAUAGUGGGCGAUGCAAAGCAAAAGAGCAUCACGUCCCCGACCACGACAGUUCAGAUAACGAUGAUGAAGAUCUCGACAAGGUCGUUCAACUGGAUCGUUCGCUCAGUAAAUGGGAGAAGAAACUUCCAGAUCACCUGAAGUGGAACAUGCUGGAGGCGAACAAGGACGAAAUAUCACGUCGUCAAGCUGUUAUUCUGCGGAUGCGCUUUCUUCAUGCUCGAAUUCUACUACUUCGACCGUUGCUGUCACGAUUCUGCCUCACACAAUCACCAGCAGAAAACAGUCUAGCCGACGACACCUUACAGAUCCGUGUCAUCCAACAAGGAGCAAUGUUUUGCGUUGCCACGGCUCAGAAUAUUAUCACCACACUUCUCACACACCAGACUCUUGACAGCACUGUUGGUCUUCUACCUGCGUGGUGGUAUCGCGUUUACUAUGUGUACUCAGCCGCCACCGUUCUCAUCGCCGCAAAGUUAAGACCAGAUAUCUUUCCUGCGGUUGAAAUUGGGCGCUCAUGGGGCCAAGCUAUUUCAGUACUGAAAGCUCACGAGAAGUUCGGUCAAUCUGCACGAAGAUGCGUAGCAGCUUUGCAUAUUCUUUCAUCCAAGAUAUUGCAGGCUGUGCCCGGAGGCUUGCUCGGACACGAAGGGGGAAGCAAGAUGACUUCUUGCCGAACCAGCGAAGGGAGCCAAACUGGGGGAGGGCCAGAUGUCCCAGCUGACAUCGAGCUGCCUGACUUGGUGCAGCAAUUGGCUGAUGAGUUUGAGACUCCAAUGCCGGAUCUUUCUUACCAAGACCUGGCUGAUUUCAAUUUUGAUGUAAACGACAUGUCAUGGCUAAAUGACAUGCAGGGGGUUUGGGAACUGCUUAAUGAGUAA